UCUCUACAUUUGAUACUUUAAGAAAAAGCUUUGAUUUAACACUUCUAGAAAAUGUUCUUUUAAAAAUAAAGAAACAAAGCAUUUAGAAGUAAAAAAAAUUUCAAAGAUAUUCAUAGUGGUAGAAAAAGAAAUUCAUAGUGGUAGAAAAAGAAAUUUAAAAUUUAGAAAAAUGAUUUGGACCGUUGUAUUUCUAACACUAAUUAUAGCUUGUAUAGCAGAUAAAGAAAAUAGGUUUGAUUGCUUACCAGAACUCAAUCCAGAGCAGAUUCGGAGCGAUUCAAAGUCUGAAUGUAUCAAGCGAAAAUGUAUUUGGACUGAAGAGCCUCCUCUAACUUCUCCUCGAUGCUAUUACAAUCAAACUGACAAAUUUGGCUUCAUAUAUCAAACGUUUACCACUGAUGGAUAUAAAACAAAAGUGAUUUUAAAACAGACUGAACCUGUUAAUGCUUCAUUUCCAUAUCCUGCUCCAUUCAAGAAUCCAUCAUUGUUAUUUGAAAAGCAGAGUAUAAAUCGACUUAGAGUGAAGAUUUAUGAUAGCGAAACAUCUCGGUAUGAAGUUCCGAUAACUGUACCCUCAUUUACUCAAUUUCCUGAAGAUCAGUCAAAUUAUGAUUUCCAGUUUGUAAAAUCUCAAAAUGAUUUAUUCACUUUUAAAAUAUAUGGGCUUCGCAAAGGAAAAAAUGUGACACUAUGGGAUACUAAUGCUGGUUCAAUGAUGCUCUCAAAUCAAUUUUUGCAAGUUUCGGCUAAAUUGCCUUCUGAAUAUUUGUAUGGCAUUGGUGAAACUUCACGACCAUCAUUCAAAAGGGAUUUUACAAAUUGGACAAAAAUACCAUUGUUUUCAAGAGACCACGUUCCCUAUGAUAGACCUAAUCUCAAUUUAUAUGGAACACAUCCUUUUUAUAUGAUUCUAGAAGAAGAUGGACACGCUCAUGGAGUUUUGUUACUUAACAGUAAUGCAAUGGAUAUAACAACGCAACCUGGUCCAUCAAUCACUUAUCGAACAAUUGGUGGUAUCUUAGAUUUCUAUUUUUUUUUGGGACCUACUCCAGAAGAUGUCGUGCAACAAUACACAGAGUUUGUUGGGAGACCUGUGUUUCCUGCAUAUUGGGCACUUGGAUUUCAGUUGUGUCGAUAUGGUUAUGAUAGUUUGGCUGAAGUUAAACGUACUGUAGAUGAAAUGUCUAAAUAUGACAUUCCACAAGAUGUUCAAUAUGGUGAUAUUGAUUACAUGGAAAGACAACUUGAUUUUACUUACAACAAUAAGACAUAUGAUGGUCUUCCUCAAUAUGUAAAAGAUAUUAAAGAAAAAGGAAUAAAAUAUAUAACUAUUUUAGACCCAGCAAUAAGUGCAGAAGAACCCAAGGGAACAUAUGAAACUUAUGAUUUGGGUAGCGAAUUGGGAAUAUGGAUAAAAGAUGAAUCAGGGAAGGCGCCAUUAAUUGGAAAGGUUUGGCCUGAUAAACCAAAUGUUUUUGUAAACAAAACAUGGCCCUGGGAUGAUCAAACUAAGGCUUUUCGUGCAAAUGCAACGUUUCCUGAUUGGUUUCAUCAAGAUAUUUCAAAAUGGUGGAAUGUUUUGAUAAAGAAAUUUCAUAAAACAAUUGAGUUUGAUGGACUUUGGAUUGACAUGAAUGAACCUGCCAACUUUGUAAUUGGAUCUGUUGAGGGCUGCUCCAAGAACAAUUUAGACUAUCCCCCAUAUAAACCAAAUACACUUGGUGCCUCACUUGCUGAGAAGACAAUAUGCAUGAGUGCUCUCCAUGCAGACAACCAAACUGAAUAUAACUAUCAUUCGUUGUUUGGAUGGAAACAGAGUGUUGUCACAUUAGAUGCUUUAACUGAAACUACAAACAAGAGGGGUAUUGUGAUAUCUCGUUCUACAUUCCCAUCAAGUGGUCGGUAUGCUGGACAUUGGUUAGGUGACAACAAAAGUGCAUGGUCUCAAAUGAAAGAAUCAAUUAUUGGAAUGCUGGAUUUCAGUUUGUUUGGUAUAUCUUAUAUUGGAGCUGAUAUAUGUGGCUUCAAUGAAAACACAACAAGAAGUUUGUGCUUACGAUGGACUCAAUUAGGAGCAUUCUAUUCAAUGAGUAGAAAUCAUAAUGGACUAGGAUUCAUGCGACAAGAUCCUGCUGCAUUUGAUGAAGAAUUUGCAAAGAUAGCAAGAGAAAUUUUGCAUGUGCGUUAUGAAUUACUUCCAUUUCUUUAUACAUUAAUGUAUAAAGCUCAUGUUGAUGGAAGUACUGUUGUUAGACCUAUGUUUCAUGUGUUUCCUUAUGACCGAAAUACCUGGAACGUUGAUUCGCAGUUUUUUUGGGGAUCAAGUCUUCUUAUCACACCUAUUUUGGAGGAGAAUGCAGUAAAGGUUAACGCCUACUUUCCAACUGAAGCAAGUUGGUUUGAUUAUUUCACUUUUGAAGAGAUGUCUUCUGGUCUGCAGUCUCUACAUAUUCCAAUAGACAAAAUUGGUUUGCACAUUAAGGGUGGAUCAAUUAUUCCAAUGCAAGGUGCAGCCAAUAACACCAAAUUCAGCCGAAGAAAACCCAUGAAGCUUCUUGUUGUGUAUGAUAAAUCUUUUAAAGCUGAAGGAGAUUUGUUUUGGGAUGAUGGCGAAUCAUUAAACUCUGUUACAGAAAAGAAGUUUCUUUACUUGAAAUUCUCAGCAAAUAAAGAUAUUUUGAGUAUAAGUGUGGCAAACAAAUAUAAAAAUGACGAUAAUCUUCAGUUUGAGCAAAUAACAUUAGUUGGACUUCAACAUUCUAUAAAAAAUGUAUAUGUAAAUGAAAUUCUUCAUCAAUCAUUUACCUCAAAAACAAUAAAAAGUUCUAAGAUUUGGUUAAUAAACAACGUCAAUUUAAAAAUUGAUCGUGAUCACAACAUCAAAUGGACGUACAACAUCAAAAGUUCGUCUUAUUGUUUUAAAGUUAACAUUUAUUGCAUGAUAACCGUAAUCGUGUCAUUGUUCACUAUUAUGUAUUAAAUUUAAAUUUUUUUGUUGAAAUAAUUGGUGAGAAAUCUUAAAUAAUUUUUUUUUAUAAUUUUUUUACGAAUAAAGUAACAGUCAUAAAUUUGUUUUAUAUUAUAAAACUUAUUGUAUUCUUUGCGUGUUGUUCACUGAUCUCAAAAUAUAACUGAAUAGCGGA
This is a messenger RNA of Hydra vulgaris (swiftwater hydra), 3143 nucleotides long. Its product is annotated as maltase-glucoamylase. Gene Ontology annotation, molecular function: carbohydrate binding; alpha-1,4-glucosidase activity. Gene Ontology annotation, biological process: carbohydrate metabolic process. The record is from RefSeq and is a predicted model, not a curated record. Lineage: Eukaryota; Metazoa; Cnidaria; Hydrozoa; Anthoathecata; Hydridae.